Molecule: messenger RNA, 1917 nt
Organism: Puccinia triticina
Lineage: Eukaryota; Fungi; Basidiomycota; Pucciniomycetes; Pucciniales; Pucciniaceae
Exons: 3
Coding region: 1-1917 (638 amino acids)
Source: RefSeq, a predicted model, not a curated record
AUGAGCCGCCAUCACUCCGAACGCCAGCAGCCUCCCGCCGAGCCUGCCCUGGCACUCCCAAGCACCGACCCCAGCACAGCAAACGCCCCCGUCCCACCCUCCUUCGACCCCGCCCUCGCCAGCCCGCCCCCGCCCCCAGCAUCCGCCGGCGAUCCGGACAGUGCCAAGGCCGCCAAGAACGCUCCCGCCCCGGACCCCUCCAGCCCGCCCGUCGACCCCUUGAGUCCGCCGCCGCCCACGCCCACCGACCCGAACAACACCCCCAAGCCGCCUGCGGCCGACCCCCCGCCAAGCCCCCCGCCCGCCUCCACAGCGCUGCCCUCGCCCGAGCACAGCAAGCAUCCCAGCGAUCCGCCGACCAACCCGCACGACGGAGCGCUCCCAGCCGACGCCCCGCUGCCAGGCUCGCCGCCCAGCUCCAGCCCGUCCUCGGCCGGAUCCCCAGCCCCUGAGAGCCCGUCCCCGCCACCCGCCACCCCGGGCCAGCCCAGCUCGAGCAGCCCCUCCGCUCCGCCCCCAUCCACCCCCACCACCACCACUACCACCACCACCACCAACAAACAUCCAAGCCAAGCCAGCCCGGCCCAGAGCGACCUGCCCGUGAGCCAGCCCGUCGCCGGUGCCGUCAACGCUACCGCGAUCGACCAGAGCGUCGCCGCCAAAUCGCCAGACUCCGCCGCCUCCCGCGCCGCCCAUCCCCAGCAAAACUCCCGCUCCGAUGACAGCACCGGCACACACGUCGGCACCAUCAUGGGCAUCCUUCUCGCAGCCGUCGUCGGCGCACUCAUCCUCGUCGGCGUCCUCGGGAUGAUCAAACGCAAGAGGAGAGCACGACAGAACCAAGCCGACUUCCACCAAGACAUCUUUCAGGAGAAGAAUUCCUUCGAGCCUGACAUGGACCGGAAGAGUCUAGGCUCGGCUUCGCUGGGGAUCCCGAUGAGUCCGGACGGGAACCGGAGCUUCAACCCGCGCUCCGACGGCAUCUUUGCCCCCCGUCCGCCCUCGAUAAUCGAGCGCCACCAGGCCUCGCCGGCCAUCCCCGGGCCCAUGCCGAGCUACCAGCCCGGCCAGAUGCUCAACUAUUCCGCCUAUCCCCCCCAGCAACAGCAGCAACAGUCUUUCAAUCUCCAUCGCCCUAAGCCGCCCACCUACCAUUGCGGCUUCCCCGAAAAGUCUGGGCUCGCUUAUGCUAAUAACCCGCCCAUCGAACGCUCUCUCAGCCCGCGAACGAUCCCUCACGAUCAGAACAAUGUCACCAUUGAGAUGUCUCACCAGGAUCCAUCCCAACCCAACCGAUACGAGUACCACGGAACGGGCCAACACAUCCCGAUGCAAAACAUGCUAGGGUAUGGGAGCGGCGCGGGGUCAGGGUACGCAGGCACGGGGGGGCCGGUGAGCCCGACGCCGAACUACCAACAGCAGGUAGACCAGCUCGAUUUCCUGGGGCAGCCGUCGCCGGCCCUGACGAUGGUGGGGCCGCUGACGACGGACUGGGGCCAGGGCGGCGAGGCGGGGGAGAAGAAGACGGACGCGGCUGGUGGGGCGGCGGAGGUGGCGAUGGACUCGGAGCGUUCGGGCACGCCGAUGAUCCCGAACCUCCAACAGAGCUAUCUGGACUGCGACAGCCGGGUCUCCGAGCGUUCGUCGCCCAACGACGACCAUCCCCCUCACCCGGCCCCCGCGCCAGCCGACGCCCCCGGCUUCGCUCAUCCCGCGCCCAUCUCGCUCGCCGACGACUGGAAACUGGCCUGCCCUAACCCCGCCAGCCCCUUGGGCGAGAUCUUCGCCCAUCACGACCCCUACCUCGCCCCCGCCCCCGUCGACCUCCACCAGCUUCCUGCUCAGCUCCACCAGCCUGCGGACAUCGACGCCGACCGCCAGGCCUCUCAUUCGCCUCUCAAAGUCAUCAACCCUUGA